CAGGGUCGUAAAGUGUGACAGCGUGGGACGGGGAGGUCAUUGGAAAGUAAAGAGAAGGGGGUCUGGGCAAGCUUUGGGGCGGAAUCAACGAGUAAUACCUAAAUUGGCCGCUUUAAAGGUUGACAUUAAUUGCAGGCUUAUUAACAUAGCCUCCAAAGCUUGUAAGAGUUGUUCGACAGGAGUAAAAGGACGUUUUGUGCAAGGGUAUUAGCUUACUAGCUAACCAAACUAGCCAAAAUGCUGCGCUUAGUUGUACGUAUGAGGCAGUCGUCUGUCAAUCUCACCCGGUCCUGUAACUCUCUGGGAUUACGAUCGGAACCAGGCCCAUGUCAUCUGAAAAGAUACCACCAUAGCAGAGGGCCGUGUCGCAUCCGGCCACUGAGUAGAGCCACCGGGCUACAGAUCCAGUUUAGCAAAGGUCGCGUCUUGCAUGGCAACCAAAUUGUUAGCAGCUAUCAUCAGAGUCAACGCUUCUAUAGUCUUCCUCCCCAUCAAAAGGUGGAGUUGCCUGCCCUGUCUCCCACAAUGCAGGCAGGCACCAUUGCACGCUGGGAAAAGAAAGAGGGAGAGAAGAUCAGCGAGGGAGAACUGAUUGCUGAGGUGGAGACGGACAAGGCUACAGUGGGCUUUGAAAUAAUGGAUGAGUGUUACCUGGCCAAGAUCCUCGUCCCAGAGGGUACCAGGGAUGUGCCCAUCGGAUCGGUCAUCUGCAUCACUGUGGACAGCGCCGACCAGGUCGCUGCGUUUAAGGACUACACGCUGGAGAUGGCCAACCGCGCUGCCCCCGCUGCUGCUGCCCCUGCUGCGCCACCCACUCCUGCCCCCGCUGCCCCCCCAGCAGCUCCAGGAAGCUCCUACCCCGCCCACCUGAAGAUCCUGCUUCCGGCGCUGUCCCCCACCAUGACCAUGGGCACAGUGCAACGCUGGGAGAAGAAGGUGGGAGAGAAGCUCAGCGAGGGAGACCUGCUGGCCGAGAUUGAGACUGACAAGGCCACCAUAGGUUUUGAGGUGCAGGAGGAGGGUUACCUGGCGAAGAUAAUGAUUAAUGAGGGCACUCGAGACGUUCCACUGGGCACGCCCCUCUGCAUCAUUGUGGAGAAUGAGGCCGACAUCAAAGCCUUUGCCGACUACGUGGAGACCGGCAUCGCUGCUCCACCACCGCCGGCUCCCGCACCCACAGCGGCGACUCCUGCCCUCGUGGCUGCCCCUCCCACUCCUGCCCCCACUUCAGCUGCCCCCACCAAGAAGGGUGGCCGGGUGUUUGCCAGCCCUCUGGCCAAGAAACUGGCAGCAGAGAAGGGCAUCAACCUGGCACAGGUGGCAGGCUCUGGUCCUGAUGGAAGAGUCACCAAGAAGGACAUUGAGAGCUUUGUGCCCCCCAAGGCUGUUCCUGCUGCUGCUCCUGCUGCUCCGGCCCCUGCUGCUGCUCCUACUCCAGUGGCUCCUGCUGCUGCCCCCACAGGAACCUACACAGACAUCCCUAUCAGCAACAUCCGCAAGGUGAUUGCCCAGAGGCUGCUCCAGUCCAAGCAGACCAUCCCUCACUAUUACCUCUCUGUGGAUGUCAACAUGGAACAGGUGCUGGAACUCAGGAAGGAGCUCAACCAGGAGGUGAAGGCUGACAACAUCAAGCUGUCUGUGAAUGAUUUUAUCAUCAAGGCUUCAGCUCUGGCCUGCCUGAAGGUGCCCGAGGCCAACUCCUCUUGGAUGGACACAGUCAUCAGACAGAACCACGUGGUGGACGUGAGUGUAGCAGUUAGCACUCCCAACGGCCUUAUCACUCCCAUAGUGUUCAACGCACACAUCAAAGGGCUGGCGGGCAUCAGCAAAGAUGUCAGCACACUGGCCACCAAAGCUCGCGAUGGCAAACUCCAGCCUCAUGAGUUCCAGGGGGGCACGUUCACCAUCUCCAACCUGGGCAUGUUCGGCGUCAAGAACUUCUCGGCCAUCAUCAACCCCCCCCAGGCCUGCAUCCUGGCAGUGGGGGGGUCGGAGAAGAGGCUGCUCCCUGCCGACAACGAGAAAGGGUUUGACGUAGCCAGCAUGAUGUCCGUCACACUCAGCUGUGACCACCGGGUUGUAGACGGAGCCGUGGGUGCUCAGUGGCUCGCCGAGUUCCGCAAGUUCCUGGAGCGGCCAGUUACCAUGCUGCUGUGACCUCUCAACUCUGACCCCGAGCAACCUCUGCCCCCUGACCUUCGACCCCUCUCAUAGACUCUCUCCCCCUCUCGGGCAGAGCUGCUCGAACCGCCG
Molecule: messenger RNA, 2253 nt
Organism: Alosa alosa (allis shad)
Lineage: Eukaryota; Metazoa; Chordata; Actinopteri; Clupeiformes; Clupeidae
Product: dihydrolipoyllysine-residue acetyltransferase component of pyruvate dehydrogenase complex, mitochondrial-like
Exons: 14
Coding region: 238-2157 (639 amino acids)
Biological process (GO): pyruvate decarboxylation to acetyl-CoA
Cellular component (GO): pyruvate dehydrogenase complex
Molecular function (GO): dihydrolipoyllysine-residue acetyltransferase activity
Source: RefSeq, a predicted model, not a curated record